Messenger RNA from Cervus elaphus (red deer), 3174 nucleotides. RefSeq names its product basic proline-rich protein-like. The coding region runs from base 1 to 1344 and encodes 447 amino acids. The record is from RefSeq and is a predicted model, not a curated record. The transcript has 4 exons. NCBI's taxonomy places the organism in Eukaryota, Metazoa, Chordata, Mammalia, Artiodactyla, Cervidae.
AUGUGUUGGCAAAUUCCACACUCGGCCUUAGCGAGCACAAAUGAGUCUCUCGCUUCCAGCUCACCUCGGUGCCAAGUUUCUACUCUGCCUCUGCGGAAAGACGCUGCAAAACUCCGGGGCCGGCGCGCGCUCCCACCGCGCACAACCCACAAGCGCUCCGCGCCGCGCGCGACGGCCAAAGCCGGGUGGGAAGAGUGGACGCCGCACCUCCGGCUUUCUGGGAGCGGAAAGCACAGGUCGGCCCCGCGGCCCGGCUCGCCCUCUGCUCGCUGCCCCUGCGCACCGAUUCUCUCCGGGAAUCGUCCACGAGAGCCCGAGGCCGCCCUCUCCUUCCGGAGGCGGCCGCGCGGGGCCCGCUGCCCUGGACGCCCGCCCCCCAAGUGCCGGCGCAGCCCGGAGACUCCGCCGCCCCAAGUUCGCCCGAGCACCGAGGCAUCUGGCACUUGGCGGACAGCUAGUCGGUACGUACGCGGCCAGCUGCUGCAGCGGUCUUGGCGCGCUCUCCCCAGAGGACGCCUCAGCCCCAACUCCGAAGUGACGGCCCCGGGCUCGGUCUCCUCAGUCGGCUGCGGCGGCCGGGACGCCCCCGCUCCCAUCGAGGGGGGGAAGGGAAGGUGGUGGGCGCGUUCUCCCUACUCCCCCCUCCAGCUCGGGCCCGCGGCUCCUUCCCGCCCGCGAGCCCCGACGGCACUCGCUCGGCCGCGGCGGCGGCGGCGGCGGUGGCGGCUCCUCCCGACUCGGGCGCGCGGGCGGCUGGGGCGGCGGCGCCUCCCCCCACUCCCCGCCCCGCCCCUCGCGCGCUCCCCCUCCCCCGCCCGCCUCCGCCGCCUCCGCCCCCCGCGCGCUGUCACACGGGGAGAUUCCGCUCUUGCUACAUGCGCCGCUCCGGCUCCCGCCCACGCGCGGCCGAGUGACGCAGAUCCCGGCGUGGGCCGCCGCGGGGCGGGGGCGGGGGCGGCGGCCGCCGGGGCCCGGGCUCGGCCUCUUCCCGCCGCCCCCGCCCCGCGGAACCCGGAGGGCGGCCCAUUCACGCGGCAGCUGGGAGGAACCAAACGGGCGCCUGGGAGGGGGCGGCUCCCGCGAGCCCAGCGCGGGGCGAGGGGCGGGAAGGAAGAAAACGGGGGUGGCGGGCAGGAGAGAAGGGAGGCCGCCUCGGGCCUGCUUGCCAGCUGCCGAGUGAACUGGGAAGAAAUGGGACAAGGGAAGAAUUCCUCGAAUUUUAGGAUUGUGUUCUUGAAGGCUGGAGAGCGUUUAGUAAAUAUAGAACGACUGCAAAUACAGGUCUACACCGUGCAGGUAAACGACCCACCAGUUCAAGUCCCCCUUUUAAAGCAUUCGCCGUGAGAGUGGAUGGAAGACUUUGUUUGUUCCCUUAACAAAGGUGUAUGACUAGUUAACCAAGACAAUAGGUUAACCAAAGCAAUAGGAAAAGAGCAUGUAAGAAAGAGAACUUUCUUGAAGUAAAUGGGCAAGCGUUGAAAGAAAGUGGGAGGAGAUGAGACAAAAAGAAGCUAAGUGCACUUGUGAGAAGUUAACUAAAGGGGGCAUAACUCUUGGAAGAAGUGAAAAACCAAGGAAGAAGUACCCAAAUCCAUAGCUCUCCUAAAGGAGAAAAAAAGAAGGGACAGAAAAGUGAUCACCCCAACAUAAAUUCCUCUAAGCUCACCACAAAGCUGUGCUCUUGACCUGGGAUGGAUGGCAGUGAUGGAUGGAGUAUUGGGGAUAGAUCUGCAGGAAGAAGGGGUAGAGAAAGAGCUGGUGUCCUGCUCUCCUGACUUGCAGAGAGCCUGUACGUUCGUUCCCUUUAAGUUGGAUUAGAAGAGGUGGUGAAUGUAUCAGACACAAGUGCGUAUCAGGUAGAAGUGCAUAUCAGGAAAAGGAAAGAAAAGCAGAAUGGGUUCAAAAAACACCCUCUGUGCCAAGUGCUUUCACUACACCGUGGUUCAGAUAUGAGGAAAGCGAAUGUGUUAAUAUUAAUGAGUUGGGCUAAUUGUCACAACAAAUUACUCAACACUGCCUUCUAGGAGCAGAUGCUUGGAAAGGACAAUGCAUGUAUUGUACAAUAAGAGACUUAGAGCUAUUGACAUAAAAGUAAAUCAUGUUCACAUACAAUUGCCAAGUUACAGUUUGGAUUUAUUGUUAUCUUACUGGGAUUUAUACAUCAUGACUCAUCAGCCUGCCCAGGAUUGGCAAUAGUAUAUGGGAGUCAAGAAUGUUAAAGACCUUGACUUCUUAAUAAUAGAAACUAGUGCUGCCUUUUCUUUUCAUCUUGUACUGUAACAACACUCUCUAAUAGUGACAGAGUGUGAGUUUUUUCCGACCAUAAAUAUAUUUCUUAAAUAAAAUUUUCCAAAUACUUCUGGUAUUGGUAAGUUUAGGAGUUCUUAUGUAAAUUGCUGGUCAAAAGGUAAACAAGCAUUAGAAGAGUAACUCAGCAAAUUGAGCCAAGAGUUUCAAAGUAAUCAUACAAGUAGAUCCAGCAGAUUCAUUUCUAGGGUAUUAUCCAAGUUUAUAAACAUUUAAGAAGAAGAUAUUUAUCACAACUUUAUUUACAAAAUUGAAAAACCAAGACACUUGAGAUGAUGAAUUGAUUAAAUUAUAGUACAUCGAUGUGAUGGAAUACAUUUAAUUAAUAUUUAAUAACCUUGGGAAAUGAUCAUGAUACAAUAGUAGUAGUCAAAAUAGGACAAAACUGAACAAACUAUAAUCACUCUAGCUAAAUAUGAAAGGAAAUUUACCAAAUCUUAGCAGUAGUUAUCUCUAGAUGACGGUAUUAUAGAUCAUUUUUUAUCCUUCUAUUAAUCAGAACUUUCAACAAUAAACAUGCAUUAACUUUAAGAAUCAGAGGGAACAUUGCACUGUUAUUUGUUUAAAAAAGAUCUUGCUUCAAAAGCAGUUUACAAUGAAAUAAAAAUGAAAACAAAAUUCUAUGUUUAUCUAUUUGAAAAGAGCAACAAAAAUCAGGAACUUAUUCAGUGAAUAUAUAUGUAUGGAGUACUUCGUAUGUUAGUUAUCUAUACUGAACUGUAUAUUGAGAGCCUACCAUGUGUGAGAUGGGAAUGUAUGAUAUAUAUUCUGAGCCACUGGGGAAGCCCAGACUGGGGCGGGUGUGUGUGUGUGUGUGUGUGUGUGUGUGUGUGUGUGUGUGUAUGUGUGUGUGUGUGUGUGUGUGUG